Molecule: messenger RNA, 963 nt
Organism: Aureobasidium uvarum
Lineage: Eukaryota; Fungi; Ascomycota; Dothideomycetes; Dothideales; Saccotheciaceae
Source: the annotation of a GenBank genome assembly
AUGCUGCGCCCUACAGCACUGAUACCGGUCAUCUUUGGCCUUGCAGCCUUUGUAUUGACAAUGCUGUGCAUCUUUGCCGGCAGUAAGCCAGACUUUAUGCAGGUGCGUCAACCAUUCAUCUCUCCAUUCCCUAAUCUUCCACUAACGCGAUUGNNCCAGGACUACUCUAUUGUCACACUCAACACAUCACGGAUCGGCACCAACGUCCUCAACACCACUUCCAGCACCGACUCCGACUCCAACAUCUUCGAGUCAAUCUGGGAUAAUGUGACCAACAGCAUUGAAUCCUCUAUCAACGACAAGAUAAACUCCUUCGCCAAAGACUUGGGUCUCCACGACUUUUACUCUGCGCAUUUGCUCGAUUAUUGCGAGGGCUACUAUACACCUACCUCUUUGCCUAACGCCACAAUCCCAGCCUCCAAGAUUGAUCAAAAUGUCACGUUCUGCAGUGACCGCACUUCCUUCUUCCACUUCAACCCUACCAACGCCCUGCAGAACGAGCUCAACAAGUCAGGCUUAGGCAUCACCCUGCAAGAUCUACAUUGGCCAGACGCGGUCAACGACGGCAUGCACACCCUUCGCAUAGCCCAAAAAGCUGCGUUUCUGCUCUACUGCAUUUCCGCCGGUCUGAUUCUCAUCGCCACCUUCUUCUCCCUCGUCUCGUUCUUUGUACACGGCCGUCUUUCUGCAUUUAUCGAUAUCUUGCUCUGGAUACUCGCGUUUUUGGCUGCGGUGUUGGCGUCGGCGAUUACCACUGCUGUUGCGGUCAAAGCGAGUAAUGUUGUCAACAAGCAUGGAAAGAGUAUUGGUGUGCAAGCCAACAGGGGAGGAAAGUUCAUGGCGUUGACGUGGGUGGCUGCUGGACUCUGCUUUCUGAAUGUGUUUGUGUGGGUGUUUGAGUGUUUGAGGGGGAGGCGUAGGGCUAAUCGGGAGAGUUAUGUGGGUGGUGUUGAGAGGAAGUGA